AGCCGCUUCCUGUUCCGGCGCUGCCCCGCGGGCGCUUUGAAUGCGGGCGGCAGGGCGCGGCCGUUGGGCGCUGUGAGGUGAAUCAAGGCCCGGGGCUCGCUUUGUAUUCAGCUGUGGGCUUGGAGGCUUACUAGGAUGUCUUCUAAGAAAAGAACGAAGAGAAAUCGUGCUGGAAAUCAAGUCAAGGGACACAAAGGCAGUUCUCAUCCUCGCUGGAAACUUCUUCCGCCUGAGGAACCUGAUGUCUCAAGGAUACCGAAAGUAGCAGAUGUAAACCAACUUGAGGAGCUCUGCGAUUCAUUUGAUCAGCCUUUACACAGUACUGCUGUGGAUGCUUGUGGAGAGGAGCACUCAGAAAAUGCAUUGUCUAGUGAUGAUCCAGCUCCACAAAGGACAAAUGCAGAACGCAGGUCUGGUGGAAAAAUAAUUGCCAGUGAAAAGAUGCAAUUGGAGAUGCCUGAAGGCAACGUUCACAACUUCAGCCAGAGUGGUUCUGUACGUGAGCCCCUUAUGGAGAAUCUGAACGCUUCAAAUACUACUCAAUCUGGGGUGAAAACGAAGGGACCCUCAAAGAAGAGCACACCAGAUUCUUCUGCUAACAGCUCAUUUUCUGUACAACUUUGGUGUCCCAAUGAGCUGAAAAGAUCAUCCAAGGAUAUCACAGAACUGGAUGUUGUUCUGGCUGAAUUUGAAAAGACAGCAGCAAACUACAGUCAAAGCAUAGAAUCAAAGGCUUGCAGAAAAGCUGUCAGUGCCUUCUGUUCUGCUUUCAAGGACCAAGUCACUGAGCUUAUAACAGAAGUCCAGGAAUUAAAGAAUACGAAGAAGAAAAAUGCUAAGGUGGUGGCAGGCAUCAACAAGAAAAGGCAGAGACUGCUGCAAGUCAGAGAAAAGCUAAGUAGAACUGAACCACAACUGAUCAAACUACAAAAAGAAUAUGCUGAGCUGGAAGAAAGGCAAUCUUCCUUGAGGCAAGUAGUUCAAUUCCUUACUGAUUUAAAGGAACUACAGUACGACUACUUGGAUAGCAGAGAAGAAAACCCAAGAAAGAAAGUGGCAUACGGAACUUCCAGCCUACCUGCUCUUCUGGUGGAGUCACGGAGAAUUCUACAAGCAGAAAGACACUUUCAGAAUAUUAAUAAGAAACUGGAAUAUGCCCUGGAGGUACAAAGAGGGAAGUUAUCCAAGGAACACUAAGCUCUUUUAGUAGGCUUUUUGACAAUAAUUGAUCAUUAUUGUAAUGGACUGUGCCCUGCUUGGUUAAUUGCUGUUCUUCAGUGUUUAAAGGUCAGUGACUUCAUCAGGUAGUAUCUUUCUAUUGUAAAAUAGCUUGCCUAAGAACUUAAUUCAGAACGAAAUAACUAUUCCAGUUAAUAUAGUAAAACUUCCUGUAUUCUGUUAACAACACUUGUUUUUUAAUCUUCGGUUAUUUAAGUAACGUGAUAUUGAAACAAUAUGUACUUUAAAGAGGGAAUGCAUUGACUUUAAAUGAACCAGUAACAGACAAAUCUCUUUAUUAAUAAAAUCUGUAUCAGAAAUAAA
This is a messenger RNA of Coturnix japonica (Japanese quail), 1542 nucleotides long. It is a transcript of the gene CENPU, whose product is annotated as centromere protein U. NCBI's taxonomy places the organism in Eukaryota, Metazoa, Chordata, Aves, Galliformes, Phasianidae. The record is from RefSeq and is a predicted model, not a curated record. Gene Ontology annotation, cellular component: nucleus.